AGUACUCAUCUUUGCAUGUUGAUAAAAAUUCAAAAUCUUAUUGUCGCGCGAAUUUGCGCUUCGAUCUGAUGAACAUUGAUUCAGAGGGUAUUCCACAUUCUAUGGAACCUGAAGCACCUUUAAAUGAAACCCACCAAAGUGCCUCUGAAAUUGAAAUGCCCAUCAAGAAGGGGAGAGCAACAACAAAACAUGUAGCCAACAUUGCUUUAUCCGAUAUUGUUAAGUACUUCAAUCUGCCUAUCGUCGAAGCUUCGAGAAAUUUGAAGAUCGGGCUCACCGUGCUGAAGAGAAAAUGCAGAGAAUUCGGAAUACCUCGCUGGCCUCACCGGAAAAUUAAGUCUCUCGACUCUCUCAUACAUGAUCUCCAGGAGGAGGUUCAUCAGCAGGAGAAAGAAAACAAAGUUGCUGCUGUAAAAGCAGUUACUAAGCGGCAACGGAUGCUCGAAAGCGAAAAAGAAGCUAUUGAGAAGAGCCCUUUCAUGGAGUUAGAGAGGGAAACCAAAAGGUUCAGGCAAGAUGUUUUCAAAAGAAGACACAGAGCGAAAGAUCUAAAGAAGAAAUGCCCAUGAACUAUGAUGCGCAAAGGAGAAGAGAAAAUUUGUACU
Messenger RNA from Ananas comosus (pineapple), 605 nucleotides. RefSeq names its product protein RKD5-like. The transcript has 4 exons. The record is from RefSeq and is a predicted model, not a curated record. Gene Ontology annotation, molecular function: DNA-binding transcription factor activity. Lineage: Eukaryota; Viridiplantae; Streptophyta; Magnoliopsida; Poales; Bromeliaceae. Bases 69 to 569 code for a protein of 166 amino acids.